Scleropages formosus (Asian bonytongue) is the source of this 2338-nucleotide messenger RNA. RefSeq names its product protein tyrosine phosphatase non-receptor type 6 (gene ptpn6). Gene Ontology annotation, molecular function: non-membrane spanning protein tyrosine phosphatase activity; phosphotyrosine residue binding. The transcript has 16 exons. The record is from RefSeq and is a predicted model, not a curated record. Gene Ontology annotation, biological process: mitotic cell cycle; intracellular signal transduction; cell differentiation. Gene Ontology annotation, cellular component: cytoplasm. Bases 283 to 2049 code for a protein of 588 amino acids. NCBI's taxonomy places the organism in Eukaryota, Metazoa, Chordata, Actinopteri, Osteoglossiformes, Osteoglossidae.
AGGGUGGGAGUUGAGAACGAGGGUGCAGUUCUGCCAGCAGUUACCUUAUCAGACCAGACAUAAGGGAGCACCGCAGAACGAAAGAGUGGUGCAGCCAUACCGGACACAUGGACAUGGAAAGUUGGGUCUAAGGGUAGCCAAAUGCAGAGCUUGCUUCGGCAGCAACGGGGGUUAUGCUUUCUCUUGUCUACGGUCGACCUUCUAUGCUGGGAAUAAGCCUUUGACCAAGACUGUAGAAGAAGUGUAUUCACUACGUCAUGAGGGAACAACCGAUAGAAGAAAAUGCGGUGGUUCCAUAGAGACCUGUCUGGUUUGGAAGCCGAGGCCCUGCUCAAGGCUCGAGGUGUUCAUGGCAGUUUCCUGGCCCGGCCCAGCAAGAAGAACCAAGGCGACUUCUCCCUCUCUGUCAGGGUGGGGGAUAUGGUGACCCAUAUCCGAAUCCAGAACACGGGAGAUUUCUAUGACCUGUAUGGCGGGGAGAAGUUUGCCACACUCUCGGAGCUGGUGGAGUACUACACCACCGAACACGGCACCCUGCAGGACAAAGAUGGGACUGUGAUCGAGCUCAAGUACCCUCUGAACAGCUCCGACCCCACCACUGAAAGGUGGUUCCAUGGUCACUUGUCAGGUCCAAAUGCGGAAAAGCUCUUGGUGGAGCGGGAUGAACCCGGCACCUUUCUGGUGCGCGAGUCUCUGUCCAAACCAGGGGACUUUGUCCUGUCUGCCCUGACUGAGGAGAGGACCAAGGGACCCGAUGGACCGAGGAGGGUUUCUCACAUCAAGAUUAUGUGCCAGAACUAUAAGUACACCAUCGGUGGGUCGGAGAAAUUUGAUUCGCUGAGUGACCUGGUGGAACACUAUAAGCGCAAGGGAAUUGAAGAGUUGUCAGGUACCUGGGUAUACCUCAAACAGCCCUACUAUUCGACAAGAGUGAACGCAGCGGACAUCGAGAACAGAGUCAAGGUGUUAGAUCAGACAGCUGCCAGGGAGAACGGCGGCGAGGGCGAGAAGAAGAGUAAAGCAGGAUUUUGGGAGGAGUUCGAUGCUCUGCAGAAGCACGAAACGAAGGUGAAGAAGAGCAGAAGCGAAGGGAUGAGACCGGAAAACAAGAGCAAAAACAGAUACAAGAACAUCCUUCCAUUCGACGAUACAAGGGUGAUUCUGCAGUCUGCCGACCCAUCUGUAGUUGGUUCUGACUACAUCAAUGGAAACUAUGUAAAAAAUAAGCUGAGUGACUCUGGGCAUCAGAAGGUCUACAUCGCCACCCAGGGAUGCCUCGCCACAACUGUAAACGACUUCUGGCAGAUGGUGUGGCAGGAAAACUCACGUGUGAUCGUCAUGACGACGCGAGAGGUGGAGAAGGGCCGGAACAAGUGUGUACCGUACUGGCCUGAACUGGAAGGCACCAAGGAGGUGGGCUCCUAUUUGGUCACCUGUUUAUCCGAAAGGGACGCGGCGGAUUACAAGGUCCGGGUGCUGGAAAUCAUACCUAUGGACCAGUCGGACUGUCCCCGCACCAUUUGGCACUACCAGUACCUGAGCUGGCCGGACCACGGGGUACCAGAGGAGCCAGGUGGGGUGCUCAGCUUCCUAACACAAGUCAACAGCAAGCAGAUGGAGUUUGCUGAUGCUGGGCCCAUGAUCAUACACUGCAGUGCUGGAAUUGGUCGGACUGGCACCAUCGUGGUCAUUGACAUGCUGGUGGAGAUCAUUGACACUAAAGGCCUAGACUGUGACAUUGACAUCCCCAAGUUCAUCCAGAUGGUCCGCGAGCAGCGCUCUGGCAUGGUGCAGACCGAGGCCCAGUACAAGUUCAUCUACUUGGCCGUGUUGCAGUACAUCGAGACCACUAAAAGCAAGAUGCAGGCAUGUGAGAACCUCGAGACAGAAUAUGGCAAUUUAUCUCUGCAGCCGAAACACCAGAAAGUCAGCCGGAAGGUUUCCAAGAAUAAAGAAGACGUUUAUGAGAAUCUGGGGCUGAAGGGGAAGAAAGAUGUCAAGAAGCAGAAAUCAGAGGAGAAGAAGAGCGGCUCUGUGCGGAAAAGAUAGAGCAAAGAUCACGGACGAAGAACACUUCUCAAGAAUCCGUGGUCCCUCUUUAAACAAACCGCACAUAGCUUUUACAUCAUGGCUAAUGGUUUAUGGAGGCUUUUUAAAAUUCUUUGUUUUUAUUUUCAGUGGCUUUAGGAUUUAUUUAAAUGUUGUUGCUUUGUGCCUCAGAAUAAUAUGGAAUUGGAGACGAAAGGAUGAUCAAUACUCAAUGUUUGUUUUUCGCACCAUAGAAAACUUUUGCUACGGAGAAAAUCAGAACCGUUUCAAAUAAAGGAAAUUUGUGUGA